Colletotrichum karsti is the source of this 993-nucleotide messenger RNA. RefSeq names its product putative pre-mRNA splicing factor. Gene Ontology annotation, cellular component: nucleus; cytoplasm; ribonucleoprotein complex. The transcript has 6 exons. The record is from RefSeq and is a predicted model, not a curated record. Gene Ontology annotation, molecular function: mRNA binding. Bases 1 to 993 code for a protein of 330 amino acids. Lineage: Eukaryota; Fungi; Ascomycota; Sordariomycetes; Glomerellales; Glomerellaceae.
AUGACCGAGGUAUCCUCCACCAGGCUGUACCUGGGAAACCUUCCACGCAAUGCCACCAAGGCCGAUGUCGAGGCCCAUUUCGCGACCCAUGGCACCGGCGAGAUCACUGAAAUCAAGCUUAUGAACGGCUUCGGUUUCAUUGAGUACAAGGAUGCCAUGGAUGCUCGCGAUGUUGUUCCAGCCAUCCAUAUCCUUCCGGUCCGGUCCGCUAACAGUAACGUCAUGACAAAAGAUGGAUCCGACUUUAUGGGCGAGCGCUUGACUGUACAAUUCGCCCGUGGAACCCGGCAUCGCGAAGGCGGUAGCGGCGGCGGCUUCAACAAUGAGCGCGCUCCCCCGAGACCUCGCCGCACUCCUCAUCGGAUGCAGAUCACGGGACUCCCCACCGAUACCAGUUGGCAGGACCUCAAAGAUUUCGCUCGCCAGUCGAGCCUCGAUGUCGUCUACUCUGAGACCGGCCGCGACGGCAAUGGACGGGGCUUCGUUGAAUUCGAGACCGCUGCCGACCUGAAGACCGCUGUCGAGAAGCUCGACGGGCGCGAAUUCAAGGGAAGCCGCGUUACCUGCGUGGCUGAUACUCAACCAGACAUGCCACCCCGUGACUUCCGUGGCGCACGCUCGCGAUCACCCGGCGGACGUCGGCCGUACCCGCCGCCGAUGGAUGACUACGACCGACGUGGGCCCCCUCGGGGCUACAGUCCGCGCAGAGAUGGGUACCGCGACGGAUACCGCGAGCGCAGCCCCCGCCGUGAAUACUACGACGACCGCGCUCGUUACCGAUCGCCUCCUCGUCGCCCUCUUGACGACUACCCUCCCCCGCGAGGCCGCUACGACGACCCGUACCGUCGAGACUAUCCUCCCCCGCCCGACCCCUAUGCCAACAGCGGCAGACCUUACGACCGCCCCCCGAGAGACUUCCCUCCUAGAGAAGGAGCGUACCCUCGCGAAGGGUACCCUCGCGGCGAGUAUGAUCGUGGUGGCCGUUACUGGUAA